Messenger RNA from Aaosphaeria arxii CBS 175.79, 1871 nucleotides. RefSeq names its product MFS transporter. Gene Ontology annotation, cellular component: plasma membrane. Gene Ontology annotation, biological process: transmembrane transport; dipeptide transport; tripeptide transport. Gene Ontology annotation, molecular function: allantoate transmembrane transporter activity; dipeptide transmembrane transporter activity. The coding region runs from base 289 to 1851 and encodes 520 amino acids. The transcript is spliced from 2 exons. Lineage: Eukaryota; Fungi; Ascomycota; Dothideomycetes; Pleosporales. The record is from RefSeq and is a predicted model, not a curated record.
GACUUGUCUACACAAGCAUCCGUCGAAGAACGCCAUAUCCACUCUUCUUCUUAGUUUCAACCUAUUUCGUCGGUUUGUGGCGUUGCUAAGCUAUCCGCUCAGGCAAAGAUAUGACCAUUCCUGUGGUAUGAUCAGUUUGUUGAAGUUUACUGAAAAAUGGAUCUCGCAUCAUGUUGAAUACGGGAUUUGGGAUUUACCGACAGACUGUAGCCUUAUAUAUCCCCCAGAAGCUCUUGCAUCAAGAGUGGAUUCACUCUCUUUUGAUCACCAGGAUUCGACGUAUCCACCAUGGCCGGACAACCUCCAGCAGAUGCGGACUACUCUGCAGAACCAACGAAGGAUCCUAUCACUACCGAGACGUCUGCAGCCCAUGAGAUCAAGGCAGAUAAUGCAAAGAGUGGAGGUGAUGCGGCGCUGAACCUCCUCAAGGAAUCUGGCGGUGUCCACCGUGUGGUCGAUUCUGAGACGAACAAGCGUCUGCUUCGCCGUAUCGAUCUGCAUAUUAUGCCCCUCAUCUGUAUUGUCUACUUCUUGCAAUACAUUGAUAAGACUGCCAUCUCGUAUGCAAGUGUCACGGGAAUCCUCGAGUCAACACAUCUGCACGGCAACCAAUUCAAUUGGGUAGCAUCGAUCUUCUUCUUCGGGCAACUCGCAUUUGAAUUCCCUACAAUUCGCCUCAUUCAACUAUUCCCACUUGCCAAGUAUGUCGCGGUCAAUGUCACCAUUUGGGGAGCAGUCUUGGCCUCGCUCGCAGCAUGCAAAUCCUACGCCUCACUCCUAGUAUGCCGCUUUCUCCUAGGCGCUGCAGAGGCCGCCGUCGUUCCGGCCUGGGUCAUCUUCACAUCCCAAUGGUACACCAAAAACGAGCAGGCCUUCCGCGUUGGAAUCUGGUUCUCUGUAUGCGGUGCCGCUCAAAUGUUUGGUGGUUACUUCGCCUAUGGCGUUGCCAAUCACGUCGGCGGAGACGUAAAUGCCGCUCUCAAAGGUUGGCAAGUCAUCUUCCUGUUCCUUGGGCUAUUGACUGCUGUCGUUGGAAUCAGCUUUUGGUUCAUCAUGCCCGACUCGCCCGAGUUCGCUGGUUUCCUUUCAGCAGAGGAGAAAGCUCUCCACAUUGAGCGCAUUCGUUCCAACGAACAAGGUAUCGGAUCGAGAGUCUUCAAGUGGGACCAGUUUUGGGAGGCUGUUACCGAUCCUAUGACUUGGUUGUAUGCCUUCUGGAUCUUUGCGGCCAAUAUCCCAAACUCGAUUGCGACCUCCUUCGGUAACAUUCUCGUCAAGGGCAUGGGCUACACUUCGAAGGAGUCACUCUUGUUGGUCACACCGCUCGGCGCAUACGAAAUCGUAGCUCUGGUCGGAUUGACUUACAUCGCCAUGAAGAAAGAGCAGCGACUAUAUGCCUGUAUCGCAGGUCAUAUUCCCGCCAUCAUCGGCGCGAUUCUGAUGGCUACGACGAACAAGACUCCCGCGCUCAUCGGAUACUACCUCUCUGGUGGAAUCCCCAUCGGCUGGACGACUAUUCUCGGGCUUCAAGCCUCCAACGUCGCCGGAUCGACAAAGAAGAUCACGGUGUCUGUCAUUGGUACGAUCGCCUACACAGUCGGAAACAUCAUCUCGCCCCAAACUUUCCAGGCCAGGGAUGCGCCUCGAUAUCUCCCUGCAAAGAUUUCGAUUGUCAUUUUGUACUUCUUGAUUACUGUGGAUCUGUUUAUCAUGCGAUGGCUGUUCGUCAGGCGAAAUAAGGAAAGGGAUCAGGAAAGAGAAACUCAAGGAGAUAGCUACAAAGUCGAAGAGAACCAUGAGUUCUUUGACCUCACGGAUCUGAAGAACAGGGAGUUUAGAUAUGCUUUGUAAGGAGGAUAUAGUAUAGAAGC